This is a messenger RNA of Fopius arisanus, 3561 nucleotides long. RefSeq names its product atrophin-1. Lineage: Eukaryota; Metazoa; Arthropoda; Insecta; Hymenoptera; Braconidae. The record is from RefSeq and is a predicted model, not a curated record.
CUGAGGACAUAAUCGUGAUUUAUUAUUUUAUUGCUGUGGAAAUAUUUGAGAAGACUUUGGAGAUCUGAUUGGGAGGGCAGAAGAAAUGGCGAUCGCGGGUUAUCUCGUAAUGACGGUCACUGUGGUGAUAGCCCUAAUAGUGCCAUCACCAGUGACCAGUGACUCAUUGAUGGGUGGCCACCUGGACAACGAGCCAACAGUUUCCCCCACCGAUGACAAACACCACCACCAGGCAAACCCACCAUUAGCCUUCAACGGUGGCCAGCCAUUUUCCCUGGAGAAGGAUCCCGUUACCGGACAAAUCGACUUCGCCAAGGCACCACCAUUUAAAGCCCUGAAUUACACCGGUUACGCGAUCAACGAUGUACAUAAAGAGGAAAGCAACCGAGAAGAAACCGAGAACGACGCAAUAACGAGUAAAAACGAUGACGAUCAUCAAAUACCAAACGAGAUAAAUCCAUACUCCCCGUCAUUCCACGAUUACCUGAAUCUCCCAGUGCGCUACAACAAUCACGAGAAGUACACGAGCGACAAAUAUCCACUGAUAUCAAGUUCCUACGCUAAUACAAAGGUACAAGGUGGCUCAUCAGGCUUCAAGAUCUACAAUUCCCUCAACCACAAGAACUACAACAGCAUAAGUCACCCGGGAAAGGCGUCCACGUCGCAGUCGUACUCGAAUACGAGAACGCCAUACGUACCGAGAACUACGAGACGUCCCACGACAACUAAACCAACCACACCUACCCCGAGAACACCAACAACAACAACGACAACGAGACCGACGACGACGACUACUACAACUACAACUACAACUACAACUACAACAACAACUACACCUACACCUAGACCAACAACGACAAGAGCGACAACAGUUACGAGGAAACCGACGACGGAAACCGUUACGACAUGGAAACCACGACCGAUGGAUCGUUACGGUGUCGAUUACGAUGAGGAUGUAAUGCUACCGAUUGAGAAAAUGCAAAGUUCUGGGAAUGGCGAUCAAUUUGUGUCUUUCCCGAAAUUUGAUUACGAAGAAGGGUAUGACUACCUGCACAUGGAGCCGUCGCCGACGACUUCGAGUAGCUCAACAGUGAGAACUACGACGAGACCCACAACAAGACCUACAUCGACGUCUACAUCCUCACCCACAACCACAACCACUACCACUACCACUAAACCGAAAUCACCUGAAGGCCCGACGGAGCCCCCGAGGUCAUCAUCGAAUACCCUGACGAUUAAUGAGAACAAUCCGCGACCAGUGGUCGUCAAUGGCCACCAGAACUACCCGAGCUUCAACGAUCCCUCCCAGAGCUAUUCCUCUUUCAAUCCUCUAACCGUCGAGUCCUCGAGCAACGUAAUAGUCCCCCCCGACCAGGACACCAUCUCCUUCGUCCUCGGUAACCGACAAAAUGUUCAGGGCUCAUACUACGGUCACGGCAGCGCAGUCGCCGAAUCGCCGUACGGCGACGCGAUCAUGUCCCCAAAUCGAAUGGAUACAGGUUUCGAUCACGAUUUAAAAAUCGGUGUGCCAUCUCCAGAGGUUCAAGCACCAGGGGAUGCCCCCGUGCCCUCAGGAUUUCAAUUGCCCCAGAGGGAGGGAACUGGUGGUAAUAGUGGACAAAAGUGGUGGUUCAGUGAUGAUCAAUCCGAUAAGAGCCAGAGUGUCUCUGAUAACGAUAAGGACAACCGAGUUAACGUCGGCGCGGGUUAUCGCGUUGUUUUUCCGACGGAGUCGUCGACGUCAACGAAAAGUCCAUCGACAACUGAUGUUACGACAACGGGAGUACUGGGGGCUCUCGGAUUGUCCGAGAUAUCUGAUGUGCUUGUACCACCAGCUGUGGAUAGAGUUCGUCCUCAAGGACGUCCACAAGGAAAUCCCCAAGGCCACCCUCAAGGACAUCCACAGGGAAAUCCUCAAGGGCAUCCACAGGGAAAUUCUCAAGGACAUCCACAAGGACAUCCACAAAGUCACCCCCCAGGUCGUCCCAGUCACUACCACUAUCACUCACGCCCCCUGGACCUCCCCAACCGAAUCCCCAGGCCACCGAACACUUACAAAAUUCGUCCACCGAUGGACUUGAAUCUACCGAACAUUCUCCCACAAUUUCGACCUAAUGUGAAAACCUCCCAAAGACGAGGAAGCGAGGCAAUCGGUACACUGAUAAUUCCAAGCCCAAAAUAUCCGACCCGAGUCUCAAGGCCACCCCCAUCCCACCGACCACCCAGAUUACCCUCCCAACCCGUCUCACCCCUCCAACGAAUGAAACCGCCACCUCCCCCACCUCCACCGAUCUACGCCCUUCGAUUGCCCUCGCCGGAGGCCCUCGUGAAUCCUGGACCAGAGAACAAAGACACACCGUUCCGUAGAAACCCAGGUGAGGGCCUCAUCGACGAGAGAAAUCGUCAGGCCCUGAAAUCACGUCUGAACGACGAGGGAGGAGACAAAUUGGAUGGCCAUCCACCACGCCCACCAGUUUUUUUCCCGAGAAAGAGUAACGACACGAGAGUUGCGACCCUCCAGAUGCUUCAGCAUCAUGGAGUCGAGGGUGAGGAUAUGCAGGGUGACGAGUCCGCGGAGGACAGAAGAGUGAGAUCAGAUGUGGCACCUGUAUUCGUCGUUUAUCCCGUUAAAGGGGCAAUUGGAAUGGAUGAGGGUGACGAUAAACACUUGGAGGAGAGUGUCGUUGUGGGGACUCAUGGUGGGGAGAGGCCCCUACCACCUGAAACCCUAUCCAUCCCCCAGGUGGUGGAUGACGAGACUAAAGUACCGGGUAAAGUCGUUAUCUCGGAUUUCCCUUAUCCCCUAGAGCGCCCUGAUCCCGAUUCAUUUAUUACUCCUGUCAAGGAAAGGCCACUACUAGUACCCAGUGAACCAGCCCAGGAAGAUGAUGAGGAAGAUGGUAUCAAAGAGAGUGUAAAUGUUAUUCCUUACCUUCAGGAUCACGUGCCGUUCGCCAUAAAACCAAAUGCCAUAUCCACAACUCUGCACGUUGGGUCGAGCCAGUCGUCACCAGGAAGUGAAUCAACACCAAUAGCUUUUGUUUAUACUCCAACGAUGAGGCCACAUCAGUCGACAGGACCCAGUGAUGUCUACGACAGGAAUCCAGUUUUAUUGCCGUCACAGCAGCCCUCGAGCUCUUCAAGUUCAGCACCAUCACCACAAAAUUUUUUGGCACCAUUUUUCGCUAGUGUCAGUGCUGAGGUACCCUCCAGGGACGGCUGGAGUGUUGUCAUGGUCAAGGAAAAGAUGAAGAAUGGUGAUGCCCAGGAGAGGGUGAGCGAUAUAGAUGACAAUGUGAGAAAGAGCGAGGCUAAUUCCACAGCUGAUACUCCUGGGGAUGAUGUCAAUGAGGGACUGCAGACCGAGUCAAGUGAUUUUGACGCUGAGAAUUUUAAGCCACAGCUCUUCGGUGGAUUCCAACCCAUCCUUGAGUUUCCAUCAGACUCCGGGGAGGUACCCAGUGAACUGAGGAAUAAAGAAGUAGUCGGGGUUGUCGACGAACAAUCCCCUAGAUCCGUUGAUAAUUCACGUGGAUAAUUGUUUAACAUUAUUCCUCAAAC